GUCGGCAUUGGCAUCAUCUUUUGGCGGCGGUGGCUUCUUCCUCUUUGGGGCCCCUGGAGGCCUGGGUGGCUGGAUUGAGCGGUGGCUGCGGCAAUGGCGCCGUCGUCAUCUUCUGGCAAUGGCGGCAUUUUUGCGGCGGUCGGCAGUGAUGGCGGCGGUGGCGGCGACAUCUUUUCCCUGCCUUGGGGUCUUCUUGAGGUUGAGUGAUUGGUUCGUCACCGACUAACAUUGCUGAAUAAUCCGGCGCUCAGUAUGGUUGGCGGAGUCACCUUUGGCAGUGUUCCAUCCUUGCCUGGGUGGGUGCCCGCCCAGAUGACCCGCCAUCCCAGGACAUCAUUUCCACCUUUGGACCUUAAUUUAUCAUCUAAGUUUGUUCCCGGUCAGAGACUGUUGUGUUACCAUCUGGACUGGCCGGGAUGAGAUCACCUGUCACUCUCUAGAACAUUGAUGUACUCACCAGCGCAACUUCUUGGUCUGCAAGACUCCCCCAUCUCACUGAUUUGGCCCUCCACUCUAUCGAGGGCCUACCUCGCUGACAGAAUUUGGAAUCCCGAGAAGUGGCAUGUGGCAAAGAAGGGGCUUAGGAGUUUUUUUAAAAUUGUCUUUUAAAGGGUUUUUAAGGGGGGGAGGGUUAGGAUGGGUUGUGGGGGAAACCCAUCAGGGAUAGGGCUGGACCCUGCUAAGACUCGCGGCACAGAGGUUACAGGUUCGGGGGCGAAGGAGAAGGCUGGAGUUCGACCUUAUAAGGGCUAUUCCAUCGGCAUGGUAAAUGGGAGGGGCAGAUACAGUGGAAGCAGGGGCCCGCAUCAUGUUCGGGGAGUGUGCACUCGCUGCUUACGAGCGAUCGCGCACUCUGGUCCCUGUGGCUUUCCCCGUUCCCCGAGUGGCUGGAAUCCCCACAGCCUGGACCUUCGGCUGCUGUUAUGUAAUUCCAGGUCUGUGGUUAAUAAAGCCCCCCUUAUUUUCGAUCUUAUACAAGAGGGAGGUGCGGACCUGAUGGGCAUUUCGGAGACCUGGUUGGGCAUGGAAGAGGGGGUGCCCCUUGUUGAAAUGUGCCCACUGGGCUUCCGUGCAUUUCAUCAGCCGAGGGCCCAGGGCAGGGGUGGGGGGGUAGUGGUUAUUAUUAACGAAGGUCUGGAUCCGAGGGAGGUCACUGUGCCGCAGAUAGCCGGAUGUGAGUCUCUCUUUGUGAAGUGGGGUCAGGGGAUGCAGGUGGGCUUGCUGAUUACGUACCUGGCUCCCUGCUGCGUGACAGCAGCCCUGCCCGAGCUGCUCGAGGUGAUAGCCGGGACGGCGGUUGAUACCCCCAGACUUAUGGUUAUGGGGGAUUUCAACCUGCCGUCGGCAGGCAAAGCGGCGACGGCUCGGGAGUUCAUGGCUUCCAUGACAGCCUUGGACCUGACCCAGUUAGUUAAUGGUCCCAUUCACAUCGGGGGAAACACUCUGGACUUGUUUUUUGUCUCGGGACAGUGGUUGAAUGAUCUAGAACUAGGGGAUUUAGUUAUCCACCCCCUGUCAUGGUCAGACCAUACGCUCCUUCGACUUGACUUUCAAACCGCCAACCCACACCGCAGGGAGACGGAGCUGACUCGCUGGUUCCGUCCCAGGCGCCUGAUGGACCCGGAGAGGUUUCUGACGGAGCUUGGGCCGUUUCCUGAGGAUCUAGCCCACGGCUUGGCUGAAGAACUAGUCACCGCCUGGGAAAGGGCAGCGGCAAGGGCUUUGGACGCGUCGUGCCUUUGCGGCCUCUGACCCGGCGCCGAUCUCGACUAGCUCCUCGGUAUUCUGAGGAGCUGAGAGAGAUGAAGUGCCGGAAAAAACGCCUAGAGAGUGAUUGGAGGACCAGCUGCUCUGAAUCCGAUCGAACACUAGUAAGGUCUCAUAUUCAGACCUACCUAGUGGCGAUAAGAGCGGCAAAACGUGAGUAUUUUUCCGCACUUAUUGCAUCGGCAGAUAACUGCCCAGCCACCCUGUUUAGGGUGACCCGCUCUCUUCUUUUUCAGGGAGCUCGGGAGGACCCCUUGCAAGGGCGUGCUGAGGAUUUUGGACAAUAUCUGCACGAUAAAAUCGCUCGGAUCCGGGAUGGUCUGGACGCUGAUUGGGUAGAUUUGGGUGGGACGACGGAGGUAGUUCUUGAGAAUGUUAUCUGGGAAGAGUUCAAUACUGUGGCUCCCGAGGACAUGGACAGGAUACUGGGGAGGCUGAAUGCGACCACAUGUUUUUGGACCCGUGUCCCUCUUGGUUGGUACUGUUGUGUCUUGUCUGCUCUCACCGCAGCCGGGGUCUGCUUAUCUGCUCCCGAACACGGAGGAAUGUAUGCCUCCCGGCCCCAGUCCUGGCUCCAUGCCCAGACAAGCUGCAGAGGAAAGUUUACUUCCAACAGCUGAUUGGAGUGACCCUCGCAUCAGAAGAUUGGAUAGGCGGAGGCAACAGAAGGAAGGGAGGGGCAGGCCUUAAUGAGUGCUGAGUCAUGGAGCCACACCCCAUGGCCUAUAUAAAGGAUCUGCUUUCUGGCAGUCUCUGAGUCAGGCAAAGUCAAACUUAUCUUGCUGAAGUCACUUACUGGUCUCCUGCCUGCUCUGAGGACUUUGCUAGGACUUUGGGCAGAGCUGCAGAGGCAAGCCUGAUUUGGAUUUCCCUGACCCGGCCGUCGGCGGAGGAAUGGGACACGACAGGUACUGGCCACACAGGAGGUUACACGAGGCUGGCUUCUGGGAAUUAUCAAUGCUUCUUUGAUGGAGGGUGUCUUCCCUACCACCUUGAAAGAGGCGGUGGUGAGGCCCCUCCUCAAGAAGCCCUCCCUGGACCCAGCUGUUCUGGCGAACUAUCGUCCUGUCUCCAACCUUCGUUUUGUGGCAAAGGUUGUUGAGAGUGUGGUGGCAUGACAGCUCCCCAGUACCUGGAUGAAACUGUCUAUCUAGACCCGUUCCAGUCCGGCUUCAGGCCUGGGUAUAGCACGGAGUUGACUUUGGUCGCGUUGGUAGAUGAUCUCUGGAGGUCUUGGGACAGGGGUUGUUCCUCUGUCCUGGUCCUAUUAGAUCUUUCAGCGGCUUUUGAUACCAUCGACCAUGGUAUCUUGCUCCGACGGCUGGGGGGUUUAGGAGUGGGGGGCACCGUUUUUCGUUGGUUCUCCUCCUAUCUCUCUGACCGAUCGCAGACAGUGUUGGCAGGAGGGCAGAGAUCGGCCGCAAGGCACCUCAUGUGUGGGGUGCCACAGGGGUCGGUUCUCUCGCCUCUCCUGUUCAACAUCUACAUGAAGCCGCUGGGUGAGAUCAUCCGUGGUUUUGGGGUGCAAUGCCAUCUGUAUGCUGAUGAUACUCAGCUGUACAUUUCCACCCCUAACCAACCCAACGAAGCCGUGGAAGUGAUGUCCCGGUGUCUGGAGGCCAUGCGGGUCUGGAUGGGGAAGAACAGGCUUUGACUCAACCCUUCCAAGACUGAGUGGCUGUGGAUGCCGGCAUCCUGGUACAUCUAGCUGAUUCCAUCGCUGUUGGGGAAAAAUCAUUGGCCCCUUGGGAGAGGGUCCACAACUUGGGCAUUCUCCUGGAUUUACGGUUGUCUUUAGAAGAGCAUAUGAUGGCCAUCACCAGGGGAGCUUUUUAUCAGGUUCGUCUGAUAUGCCAGUUGCGUCCCUUCCUAGACCGGGAUUCCCUAUGCACGAUCACUCAUGCCCUUGUCACUUCCCGCCUGGACUACUGCAAUGCUCUCUACAUGGGGCUCCCCUUGAAGAGCACCAGGAGGAUCCAGCUGGUCCAGGUAAUAGAGGGAGCAACAUGAUGCCGCAACAUGAUCUCCUGCGCAAGCUGCACUGGUUGCCGGUGGUCUUCUGGGUGCAAUUCAAGGUGUUGGUUAUCACCUUUAAAGCGCUCCAUGGCAUAGGACCGGGUUAUCUAUGGGACCGCCUACUGCCACCAAUAGCUUCCCAUCGACCUGUGCGCUCCCAUAGGGAGGGCCUCCUCAGGGUGCCCUCAGUCAAACAAUGUCGACUGGCGACCCCCAGGGGGAGGGCCUUCUCUGUGGGAGCUCCUGCCCUUUGGAAUGAGCUGCCUCCGGGGUUACGUCAACUCCCUGACCUCCGGACCUUCAAACGCGAGCCUAAGACCUUUUUGUUCUAUCGUGCGGGGCUGGCCUAACGUAAUUUUAAUGUGGGGGUUUUAUUAGGGUUUUAUGACAGUUUUAACUUAUUUUGGCCAAAUUAGAAUAAGAUUUUUAGAAUGUUUUAAUUUUUGUCUAUGUUGUUUUAUUCUGGCUGUAAACCCCCCUGAGUCCUUCGGGAGAAGGGCGGUAUAAAAAUUAAUUAAUUAAUUAAUUAAUUAAUUAAUUAAUUAAUUAAAUAAAUAAAUAA
Molecule: messenger RNA, 4345 nt
Organism: Ahaetulla prasina
Lineage: Eukaryota; Metazoa; Chordata; Lepidosauria; Squamata; Colubridae
Exons: 2
Coding region: 637-1752 (371 amino acids)
Molecular function (GO): catalytic activity
Source: RefSeq, a predicted model, not a curated record